This is a messenger RNA of Manihot esculenta (cassava), 1889 nucleotides long. Its product is annotated as inositol phosphorylceramide glucuronosyltransferase 1. Lineage: Eukaryota; Viridiplantae; Streptophyta; Magnoliopsida; Malpighiales; Euphorbiaceae. The transcript is spliced from 10 exons. The record is from RefSeq and is a predicted model, not a curated record. The coding region runs from base 164 to 1756 and encodes 530 amino acids. Gene Ontology annotation, molecular function: glycosyltransferase activity.
AGAAAAAAGGAAAUUUCAAAACCUUUUCAAACAUAUCAAAUACAAAAGGACGCAGACGUUGCAGGCCAUACCCAAAGCCCACAGAUCAUUCCUUUUUUGGCUUUUGAAUUUCCUCGAGAAAAUCUGAGUUUUCUAAUCCAAAGCGCAAUAUUUUGAAGAAUUUAUGAUGAAAUUAUCAAAAUUUGUAGCUUUGCUUUUGUUGCUUGCUUUAGUUUCGAUUCAAUCUGGAGCUUCGAUUCGAUCGCAGAAGACUGAGCAGGCGUAUGUGACGUUAUUGUAUGGAGAUGAAUUCUUGCUGGGAGUUAGGGUUUUGGGGAAGUCGAUUAGGGACACUGGAUCGAAUAAGGACAUGGUGGUUUUGGUCUCUGAUGGUGUCUCUGAUUACGCCAUGAAGCUUCUUGAGGCUGACGGUUGGAUAGUGGAGAAGAUUAGCUUGUUGGCAAACCCUAAUCAAGUGCGGCCAAAGAGGUUUUGGGGUGUAUAUACCAAGCUUAAAAUCUUUAAUAUGACUAGCUACAAGAAAGUUGUAUAUCUCGAUGCGGACACUAUUGUGGUCAAAAGCAUCGAGGACCUAUUUAAAUGUGGAAAGUUCUGUGCAAACCUGAAGCAUUCUGAGAGGUUGAAUUCAGGAGUCAUGGUAGUGGAACCUUCUCAAUCAGUUUUCAAUGACAUGAUGAGCAAAGUGAACACUUUGCACUCUUACACUGGAGGAGAUCAGGGGUUUCUGAACUCAUACUACUCUGACUUUCCCAAUGCACAUGUUUUCCAGCCUAAUUUACCCCAGGAAGUGUUGAAUUCUAGACCUGUUCCUGAUAUGGAGCGACUCUCUACUCUAUAUAAUGCAGAUGUUGGUCUCUACAUGCUGGCUAACAAGUGGAUGGUAAAUGAGUCUCAACUUCAUGUUAUUCACUAUACGCUUGGCCCCCUUAAACCUUGGGACUGGUGGACAUCUUGGCUUUUGAAACCUGUUGAUGUUUGGCAGGCUGCCAGGGAACAGCUUGAGGAAUCCCUUCCUGGAACUGGAGGUGGCAGAAAUCCAAAUGAUGAAUUGCUUGUCAAGUUUCUUUUCAUGUUACCUUUAUGUGCUGUACUUUUCAGUUAUUAUCGAUCAUUUCUUCAGACACGGGCAUUUUGCAGAAGUUCACUAUGUGAUCAUAUGAGACAUCUCUAUUACAGAAUUAGGUCUAAUGGAUAUGCUGGUGUUUCUUCAUCAUCUACCUUCAAUUCAGCCAAUCAUGUGCCUGGCUAUUUGGGUGGACUUUCCAUCAUUGUGUGUUUUGUGGCUGCUUUGGUCUCCCUUGCAUGUGGCCUCGCAAUUGUGCCUCGUCAAGUGAUGCCUUGGACUGGUGUAAUCUUAAUGUAUGAGUGGACGUUCACAAUCUUCUUCCUUUUAUUUGGAGGCUUUCUCCAUUUGACCUAUCUUUGGGGAAAGAUGACAGCCACUCAAGUAUCAGUUGCCUCUCAUCCUGAAUCUCUUGAUGAUUACUCUGGGAAAGGCCAUCUGCGGCAAGGAUCAUCUUGCGAUCUUGCUGCUUGGUAUUAUGGGUUAGGAAUGGCAUUUUUGGCUAUUGCUGCCCCAGCUUUACCAUGCAUCUUUGGGAUUACUGCCCUGUUUUUGAGGUUAGGCUUGGUGGUCGCUGGAGGCAUUGUUUUGGCAUCUUUCAUGACAUACGCUGCCGAGCACCUUGGAAUCAGAUCAUUUUUGAAGGGUUUUGAAGAUCGGGACACGACACGAACAAGGAGUAUAUGCAUCUGAUGUUGAAAGCCAUCUUAAAGGUGUAUUUGUAAUUUAUUUAGCAUUAAUUAAUUGGGAUUUGAUUUGUAAGUCAGAAAUGCCUUUAUUCAAAGGGUUUUUGUUAUAAUAUUCUUUGAGGAACAUGUUUUAAUCA